Messenger RNA from Tympanuchus pallidicinctus (lesser prairie-chicken), 4340 nucleotides. RefSeq names its product sideroflexin 1 (gene SFXN1). The transcript is spliced from 9 exons. Bases 130 to 921 code for a protein of 263 amino acids. The record is from RefSeq and is a predicted model, not a curated record. Gene Ontology annotation, cellular component: mitochondrial inner membrane. NCBI's taxonomy places the organism in Eukaryota, Metazoa, Chordata, Aves, Galliformes, Phasianidae. Gene Ontology annotation, molecular function: monoatomic ion transmembrane transporter activity. Gene Ontology annotation, biological process: monoatomic ion transport; serine import into mitochondrion.
ACUCGCUGGGCGGAGCGGGGCGGAGCGGAGCGGGGCGGCCGCUCUUCAAGCCGGCCCGCGCAACGCGAGUCUCUUCCGGGCGGCAGGGCGGCGCGGAGCCGGCAGCGCGCGGGGCGCAAGUUUCUGAAGAUGUCAGCAGAUCUACCGUUAAAUAUUAAUAUCAAGGAGCCCCGAUGGGAUCAAAGCACUUUCAUUGGGCGAGCCACUCACUUCUUCACUGUAACAGACCCCCGAAAUAUUUUGUUAUCUGAUGCCCAGCUGGAAAGCGCAAGAAAAAUCGUGCAUGAUUACAGACAAGGUAUUGUAGCACCUGGAUUGACUGAAAAUGAACUGUGGAGAGCAAAGUAUAUCUAUGAUUCAGCCUUUCAUCCAGACACUGGUGAAAAGAUGGUCUUGAUUGGCCGAAUGUCAGCUCAGGUACCCAUGAACAUGACUAUCACAGGUUGUAUGAUGACCUUUUAUAGAACGACACCAGCAGUGGUUUUCUGGCAGUGGAUUAACCAGUCCUUCAAUGCUAUAGUAAAUUACACAAACAGGAGCGGUGAUGCCCCAAUUACAGUCAGCCAGCUGGGAACAGCCUAUGUUUCUGCUACCACAGGUGCUGUUGCGACAGCUUUAGGACUUAAUGCACUAACAAAGCAUGUCUCACCUCUUAUAGGACGGUUUGUUCCUUUUGCUGCUGUUGCUGCUGCUAACUGCAUUAAUAUUCCACUAAUGAGACAAAGGGAACUCAAGUUUGGAAUCCCCAUCACAGAUGAGAAUGGAAACAGACUGGGUGAAUCAACAAAAGCAGCUCAGCAGGCAAUUACUCAGGUGGUUAUAUCAAGGAUCCUCAUGGCUGCUCCUGGCAUGGCAAUUCCUCCCUUCAUAAUGAACACACUGGAAAAGAGAGCCUUUUUAAAGAUCAGCAAAAAUGAGUGAUUUCUUCAGUGACUGUUCAGUGGUCUUUGGUACCAUCAUGACCAUUCAUGCUCACCUGUUCCUCCCCCACAGCCUCAAAGACUGAGCAGAGGCGAAACACUGCUCUACAGGUCAUCAGUGGUAACACUUGGUAGAGAUUAGUAUUAAAGCCUUUAAGGAAUGAGCUGCAUUUCUAACAAGCAGCUUCUGCCUGUUCUCUCGAGGUUUCGGAAGCACCAUCCCAUUUGCAGUAUUCCAACACCAUCCACACAAGCUUUACUAACUCAUUUUUCUUAGUCUUUGCUUUGCACAUCAUCAGCACUCUUGGAAAAAACUUCUUGUAAGCUUGCCAAAGCCUAUUAAAGCAACAUGCAGGGCCAGGAAAGUCAAAAGGCUGUUAAAUGAUGAGGAACAUACAGCAAUGCUCUCCAGUAAGGUAGAGGUGAUUACUGCUGGUCUCAGUGAUGGCAGUGGGUCAUCCUUUGAUCUUUAAAAUAAGAUGUAGGGUCUGUAGUAUUAUUCAUUUCCAUUUUCUGACGUGGUUUUGCAUUUCAGUUAUAGCACUAAUAUAGCUUACAGUAUUCCCAAAAAUUAUUGCUAGAAAAUGAUUUAAAAAUGUUUUUAAAAUACAAACAUGUACUUGCUGGUUAAAGAAAUCCUAAUUCUUGACCAGAAAACUCCUAAAAAUUUGGUUUUACAUACACACUCCUUUUGCCUUUGAUUUCUGCAGUUGCUUUAACUGCAUUUUGAGGAAUUAAGCAAUGCAGUGACUCUCGAUGAUGAGGCUGUAUGCUGCACUUAUUGACUAGCUCCAUGUGGAACCAAAUCAUUGCUACAUUUGCUGCAGCAAAAGGACCCAUAAGCAACCUUGCUCUAAGGGACAGGGUUUACAGAUUUGUUUAGUCUCAGAUAACCUUUCCCCAUGGGAAAUAAAACAUUUAUCUCAUAAAAAUGUCUGAAAAUCCCAAGGGAAACUGAAGCUUUAAUUGAUUUUGCCACUCUCACAUCUUUGGGGACUGUUUCUCUCUGGUUCUGCAUACUGUAUUGACUUCAGAAACUUCAAGUCUCUUAGUCUGUAACUAAAAUACAUAUUCAGAGCUCUUAGAAAACUAGAACAGCCUUUUUUUCUUUUAAAUAUCAUUCUUGAAUGUCUUACACCAUAGCUCAUUCCAUGCUUUCCUUCUUUAGCUGUUGUUUCAUGUAGUGAUGCUCCUUCAGAACAGUCAUAGCUACCCUGAGAGAGCUGACACCGUUGGAGAUCUCACAGUAGAAGCAGCAGAAAAAACUGAUUUUUCUUUUUGGCUUUUGUUUGCUUGCUCCAUUUCUCCAUUUUGUUUGCUAUCAUUUCUCUACUUUCUCUUUGCACUAACUGCCAAAGAUGCCUUGCAGUCAUCUGGAAUUUAAAUCCUAAUUCAUCUGAAAUUGCCUCCUUCCCUGUUUAAAUACAUCUUCUAACAGAAUAAAUUCUUUUGCUGUCUUGUACUUCUCUGUUUUCUCUUUAUAAGGAUGUGCAGCCUGCAUUUGAGACUGGCUUUAUUAUUUUAAAUCGUUCUCUAGGCAGCCGUUGACCUUCUAGUAUCAGUGUUUCACCUUAUUUUUACCUUACCAUUGUUCUUAAUUAGUGCCAUCUGGAAAAACUCUUGAAAAAGAAAAGCUAUAAUUCAGAUCAGGCACCUUGGCAAAAUGUGUUCCAGCAAAUGAAAUGGGUGUCAGUACUGUCUGUGUUCAUAGGCUUUUUUUCACAAUAAUGACCAGCUCAGGUGAAAGCUUGAAACCAAAAUCAGGACGCCCUUAAAGUCUCUUUGGUUAUAGAAGUGUUUGGGGCAUUUCUUUAUUUCUUUCACACAUCUUGCAGUGCAGUUCUCAGCAUCCCUCUCCUUUAAUUCUCCCUGUAUGAAGGAGCCAGUUACCUUACCGAGUUUUUGUGUUCCCAACUAAAGGUAGAAUGAUGACUUCAAUCUUCCCCUGUCAGCCUGGAGUCUCUUGCCAUUGGAACUCUCCCACUAUAUAAAAUUUAAAGUAUUUUGAGUAGUUCAUUUCAAGUGAGAGUCAAAGGUUUAUUUAGUGCGUUGUCAGAACAAUGGAGCACAGCUGAAUUCAGUCUUUACCCUUCUUACUGUUGCUUUUUCUUUUACUACCUAUUGUUGCAGUUUAUUGCUGAAUUGUGAAGUUCUUUCUGCAUUCGUUUCUGGAUUACAGAUUAACACCAGAAAGAAGGAAAAAAAGAGGAUCAGUGUAUUCUACAUCAUUUCCUCUUUCUCUCAGACUCUGGAGAAAGCUUCGUACCCAGGCUUGCUUACCACUGCUUAGACCUUACUUAGCACCAGCUUUAUCACACUGAGCUUUCUAAAUUUCAUCCUUCUAUCUCACCUGUCAGAUGCUGCCUGUCUUUUGUUCGCUGGUUUCCCCUGUAACUUCUACAUCUUGAAUAAUGCCCCUUGCAGGAGAACAUCUCCAUUGUUGAGAACAUCACCCACCAUAACACAUUCUUACUCAUUAGCUCAUUUGUUUAAAAAUCAGCUUCUUAUCAUAGCAUUUGUGGCAUACAUUCUGCUUAUUAAAGACAGUAUUUAAUUUUACAGUAUGAUUUUACAGUAACAAAACAAAACGUAGAAACUGUAUUUGAAGAGAUUUGGUUUUAUUCCAUUAGCAAUUUCAACUAGAAUUCUAACCUGGGCUAGGGGAGGGAUUUCUUGAACCAUUCAAAGACCUACAAGAAAACUGUGUCCUUUCUUGGUUUACAUGCAAGAGUAAAAACACUAAAGGGUAUGCUAUUAAAAAAAAGGUCUGCAUUAUGGGGUGCUUUCUCAGCUUUGUCCCCAGUCCCUCUAUUUUUUUUCCUUAACAAGAGAUGAACACUUGCAGAACAUGGCUGUAUGAGGCUGGGUGCUUAACAGUUAAAUUCCCACGCAUCAUAUCGUAACGUAUCAUAAGACAGGAGGAAGGGCAAUCAGUUCCUUGAUAAUUCCCUCAUUUUUGGUCGGCAGGUGCAAUGGGUUGUUGCCCACAAGGCAGAGUGGCAGUUGUGAGUUAAAGCCAGUUGAUGGUGUGGAGGAGAGAGCGACAGCCAAACUCCCUGUGCCCUCAGGUCUGCCAGCACGUUCCACCAGCGCCACUCGACUUGCUAGCUACUGUGGGCUUAAAUGACUCACAGAGGUUCAGGUCAGGAUCAGUUCAAAAGUAAAACAGUUGGUCACCUACUGUAGUUUCUAAGGGAUGCUCAGAAUAAGUGUAAGCUGAUAUCACUGAGAGCUUUCUUGCUAGUUGAAAGAGGUUGGGAUAAGGCUUUCAAGCCAUAGCUCAAGGUUAAGGUAUGCUGGUAAUCGUUUUCCUUUUGUCAUGUAAAACAGACUUUUAGGUGCAGGUUGUCCCUUCCAGUGCAAGUUUCCAAGGUGGGAAGAGGAAUAAAAGAUAGCAUACUCAGUGUUAUAUUUUACUUU